This is a messenger RNA of Mytilus trossulus (common blue mussel), 1368 nucleotides long. RefSeq names its product carnosine synthase 1-like. Gene Ontology annotation, biological process: carnosine biosynthetic process. Lineage: Eukaryota; Metazoa; Mollusca; Bivalvia; Mytilida; Mytilidae. The record is from RefSeq and is a predicted model, not a curated record. Gene Ontology annotation, molecular function: ATP binding; ATP hydrolysis activity; carnosine synthase activity. Bases 1 to 1368 code for a protein of 455 amino acids. The transcript has 2 exons.
AUGGCAAAUACUAAAGAAGCGACCUUAGGGAAUGAUUCUAUAACAUGGAACAGAGAAAAUAUUGAGCAAAUAUCCGGAAAAACUGUUCUGGUCAUUGGAGCUUCUGGUAAAGACCGCCGAUUUGUGUGGAAAACUUUUAAGGAUUUGAAUAUUAAGGUUAUUCUUGUGGAUCCAAAAGAAAACAAACAUCUCCAUGAUAAAGUUGCUGUUUUGAUUAAAUACAACUACUCGGAAAAUUCAAUACUAGCAGAUGAAAGUCAUGGUGAUGCCAUUAUAAAACUUCUCGGUCCAGCAGUGAAACAACUAUCAGCAUGCUUCACUUUCGACGAAUAUUGUAUCCAUUUAACAUCAAUAUUGUGUCAGAAGUUAGGAUUUGUUGGCGUCAGUCCUGAUGUUGCCCUUAUGGUCCAGAGCAAACAACUUACGUAUGAUGCUCUGAGAAAAACAUCACGUGAUUUUGAUACCAAUCAAUAUUCCCCUCUAUCAUUCCAAAUAAAAAAUGUAUCAGAUAUUUCAAAUACAAAAGGCUUAUCAUUUCCAGCGAUACUUAAACCAGAAUAUGGGAAUUUUUCCGAGGGCGUAUCAAAGGUGUACUCAAUUGAUGAUUGUGUUUCUAAAUUCAACAUGUUACAAUGUACAUAUGGAAAGAAUUGGGAUGGGGGUGGCUUUGGUAGUUCAAUGGUUUUAAUGGAUUUUUUUCCAGGUAUUAUUCACCAUAUUGAUGUAAUAAUAUUUAAGGGUGUUUUACUGAAAGCGCUAGUCACCGAUAUGGGUCCAAAAUUACCAUAUGGAUUUUCUGAUACAACCACGUGUUUUCCAACUUGCUUGCCAGACAAAGACGUGGCUGAAUUAAUUCAAGCAUCAUUUGAUUGCUGCAGAAAUGUUGGGUUAGAUAAUGGUGUUUUCAAUGUUGAAAUGAUAAAGACUUCGAAUGGUUUAAAGAUGAUUGAAAUUAACUGCAGACCAGGUUCUUACCGUAGGUGUGUCGUCUUCAGAACAACGGACUCAAUCGACCUAUUCGUAACACUAGCUUUAAUUGCUGUUGGAAUCGAACCAGAGUUUCCCAAAACUAGCAAUGUGUAUGCAGUUGGAUGCUAUCUUUAUUCGUUCGCACAUAGUCGCCAAUUACAAGACGAAACUGUUCUGCAAAGAAUCAAAGAACUGAAAAAUAGAAAAGAAAUUCUAUAUAUUGAAAGGUCGGAUAUUUCUAAAGUUGAUGAAAUGUUUCCAAAGUGUUUUGCUCAUUUAGUUGCAUUUGACAAGACAAAUGGAAAACUUGCAAAGCAAAAGUUGAUCAAUAUUUGCAAAGAACUCGCCUUAUAUACAAAUGACUAUGAUUUAGAACAGUUGACAAGAUAUUUCUAUUAG